AUGUCGGCCUUCCCAAACCUGCCAGAAAGCAUUCCUCGUGACCACGUCCUUCCUGUCGACGCCAAGCUACCCAUUGCCGUCAUGCAAGAAGUGUUCGACUUGAAGAAUGGCUCACAGCAUGUCGAACAUGCUCCACCAGCAAAGGCAGACCUAUCUGCAGAUCCGCAGGUCAAUGGUGUACAUACCAACGGCGUGCAAACGUACGGCGAGCACAAGACCACGGCAGCUACGUGGCAACUACACGACACCCCGAUUGAGAAUCAGAGGCCUAUACGGGUCAUUGUGAUCGGAGCAGGAUACUCUGGCGUCUACUGCGGUAUCAGAAUACCAGAACGGAUACGGAACUGUGAGCUGGUGAUCUACGAGAAGAACGACGGCAUCGGUGGGACAUGGUACGAGAAUCAAUACCCCGGUGCAGCCUGCGACAUUCCAUCCCACUCCUAUCAAUUCUCCUUCAACCCCAAACCUGACUGGUCAGCACUCUAUGCUCCGUCAUGGGAGAUCCGAGAUUAUAUCGAAGGCACGGCGAAGAAGUACGGCGCCGAUCGAUUCAUGAAGAUGAACCACGAAGUCAAAGAUUGCGAGUGGAGUCAAGAAGAAGGAAAAUGGCACGUCAAGGUCCAACAACCCAACGGCGAGAUCCUCUCAGACACAGCAGAUAUCCUCAUAAGCGCGAGAGGUCUGCUUAAUAAUCCGCAAUGGCCCGAUAUUGAGGGUCUGAGGAGUUUCGAAGGCGAGACGAUGCACUCGUCAAAAUGGAACAAAUCCUACGACUUCACCAAUAAACGUGUCGGUGUCAUCGGCGCCGGUAGCAGCGCAAUACAGAUUAUCCCCAAGCUUCAAUCCAUUCCCGGAUGCCAAUUGAAUUGCUUUAUUAGAUCGCGAACCUGGAUCUCGCCACCCUUAGGCCAAGCAGUCGCCGAUAGGAUGGGGAUGGGAGAUAAGCAUGAAUUCACGCCAGAGUUCCUCAAAAACAUCAAGAACGAUCCGAGGGCAUGGCAUGAUUUCCGCAUGAUGGUUGAGGCGGAUAGUAACAAUAUCCACUCCAUCACUUUGAAAGGCACGGAGAUGCAGAAGGGUGCGCAAAAGGCUUUCGAGGAGGGUAUGAAGAAUAGAUUAGCGCGAAAGCCGGAGUACUACGACUAUCUCAAGCCCAACUUCUCGCCUGGGUGUAGACGAUUGACGCCUGGUCCGGGUUUCUUAGAGGCGUUAGUUGAAGAUAAUGUGUCUUUCAUCCGGGACAAGAUUUCAAGAAUAACACCAAAGGGCAUCGAGACGCAAGAUGGCAAGCUACAUCAAGUCGACGCUCUGGUCUGCGCGACGGGUUUCUACGCUUCUGCCGCCCCGCCUUUCCGGACUGCUGGCUUAAAUGGAUAUGAGCUGAAGAAGCACUGGCAUACGCGCGCUACGAACUACCUCUCCCUCGCCACUGAUCAGUUUCCGAAUCAUUUCUUUAUGCUUGGACCAAAUGGAGCGAUUGGAGAGGGCAGCUUGACGAUGAUGAUCGAGAGUACAGGAGAUUACUUGGUCAAGGCCAUCAGGAAGAUACAAAAGGAUAAUAUCAAGAGUAUGGUCAUCAAACCGCAGAGGGUCCGAGACUUUACAAAUUACUGCGACGAGUACUUUAAGAUGACUGUGUACAUGGAUGACUGUCAAAGCUGGUAUCGCAAAGACGGCCAAGGCCGCCCCUCGGACCGCGUCACCGGGCUCUGGCCAGGUAGUACACUCCACUGCAUCGAAGCGCUUCGCUCGCCUCGCUGGGAAGACUACGAGUAUGAGUACAUUCCCGAGUCCAAUGGUGCAGAGUCGAAUGCUAUGGCGUGGUUGGGCAAUGGAUGGGGUGUCAAUCAGAUGAGACCUGAGGUGAGGGAACAGGAGUUGGCGUUUUACUUGCUGCCGAUGUUUCAGGAGAGGGAUUUGGGGGUGCCGGUGCAGGGGAAGCCGGAGGAGAAUGAACAGUAUGUUCUUAGGCCGUGGAGUUAUUAG
Recurvomyces mirabilis is the source of this 1986-nucleotide messenger RNA. RefSeq lists its product as uncharacterized. NCBI's taxonomy places the organism in Eukaryota, Fungi, Ascomycota, Dothideomycetes, Mycosphaerellales, Teratosphaeriaceae. The coding region runs from base 1 to 1986 and encodes 661 amino acids. Gene Ontology annotation, molecular function: NADP binding; flavin adenine dinucleotide binding; N,N-dimethylaniline monooxygenase activity. The record is from RefSeq and is a predicted model, not a curated record. The transcript is spliced from 3 exons.